Molecule: messenger RNA, 1122 nt
Organism: Cydia strobilella
Lineage: Eukaryota; Metazoa; Arthropoda; Insecta; Lepidoptera; Tortricidae
Exons: 4
Coding region: 61-480 (139 amino acids)
Source: RefSeq, a predicted model, not a curated record
CCUCAGUCGGUAUAGACAAGUGGUUACUGUAACACUGCGGUUCAAUAAACUCAAUUCAACAUGACUUCGGACGAAAGUAAAAAUAAUGUGAAAACAUUAUUUUUUAUUUCCAACUCCUUUGUGUUUGCAUUGGGUUGGUUGUUGUUUGCUUCUGGAGUGGGAUCUCUAGUCUUGUUGGAAGUUGGUGUCGUGGAAACAGUGGUAGGAGUGGUCAUCGUACUGGUGGCCUUUUACGGAUAUUGUGGAGCUGCUCAUGAUCACAGGAAAUCGCUGAGAAGCUACUCUGUGUUGAUGACGAUGCUCGCAGUGAAUGGGAUCAUACAUUUAGUGAGGACCAAACCGGCGGCGCGCGCGGCGAGCCACGACACUUAUGACAUGUCAGAUGCUGAGAACUCCUUCAUUGCGCUUAUUUUCGUCGUUAUCUUGGCGUUGGUGUCUAUGUUGCUGGGGUUCACGCUGUCGUCCAUGGACCCCAAGUAGUCUGGGUCCUAAGUGACAAAAAGAGGUCGAACCUUACUUUUCUUGACUAAAGCAUGAAACUUUGCACAGUUAUUCCUUAUAUCAAAAUAAGCCGAUUUAGAUCGGUAGCCCUCGCCCCCCCCCCCUCUGGGGCCUGAGAGGGGGGGGGGGGGGGUUAAAGUACCGCUCCGCCAGGCUUCAUACUAAAAAUUCGAACAGUCCCUGUGUAGAUAAUGAGGGCUACCGUUUUUGUGCUCACCAGUUGGCGCCACUGUAGAUAAAGGUCCAGAAAAAGGGAUCUCAAAAUUCUAUGCUUAUUUUUCUAAAACCAAUAGGUUCUAAUAUACACAAAGGUAUUUUAACGUCUAAAUGUGUCAUUUUUUCAAAAUGUUUCAUUUAGCAUGUUUAUGUAAAUCCUAUAAUAAAGAUAAAAAACGUACAUUAUUAUAGGAUCCACAACAAUAAACAACACAUUUAUUAGUCGCGUCUCCAGACUCUCCAGAGUGAGUACUUCGGAUGUUGUCGAUAUCGAUGCCGAUGUUGGUAAAAGGAUAUUCACCAGCGCAAGAUGCUGUAAUUUUUUUUUGCCAAUUUUUUUAUUAAAGGUAAAGUAAAUGUUAUGUUUUCUUUAAACUGCAUUAAAUAGGCUUCAUCCUUAUAUUU